UAUUGUUUGACCAAAUAUUCGCAGAAAUUUUUAAAAAUGUAAAUAAGGUUGAAAAGCCGUGAAUAUAAAUUCUGUUUAAUUUUUUUGAAAAAUAUCGGAGAAAGAUUUGUUUUACCGAAAAAUAAAAAAUGACUUCUAAUGAAACCAUUAACACAAACCGUUUUUCGAUACCUGACUAUUUAGUAUUUGCUGCUACUUUGAUAAUUUCAAGUUUUAUAGGAAUAUACUUUGCUUGUGGUGGAAAGCAAACAAAUACCAAAGAAUAUUUGAUGGCUGGCAAAAAUAUGUCAUGGUUUCCUUUAUUUGUGUCUUUACUUGCUUCCUACUUGUCCGCAAUUACUUUAUUAGGAGUUCCAUCUGAAAUAUUCACUUAUGGUAUACAAUAUAUUGUAUUGUGUUUUUCUUAUGUGAUAAUAGUACUCGUGAGCUCAACUAUAUUUUUACCAAUCUUCUACAAGCUGCAAUUGGUCAGCUCAAAUGAGUAUUUAGAGAAAAGAUUCACACCAAGUGUCAGAUCCUUAGGAUGUGUUCUUGUUUUGACUCAAUAUAUCCUCUAUCUCGCAGUGGUUUUUUAUGCUCCAAGUUUGGCACUAGAAUCAGUUGCAGGAAUUCAGAUUACAGCAACCAUCAUUAGCACAGGUGUUGUUUGUACUUUUUAUACAACAUUGGGUGGAAUGAAGGCAGUAAUAUGGACAGAUGUGUUUCAAGCUGGUAUAAUGGUGGCUGGACUUGUUGUAGUAAUGAUUAUCGGACUUAUAGAAAUAGGUGGCUUUUCCAACUUAAUUAGAAUUGCUACAAAUGGGGAGAGAAUCAAGCUCUUUGACUUUAAUCCAGAUCCAACUGUUCGAAAUACAUUCUGGACUCUGACUAUUGGUGGUUCCUUUACUGCAAUGCCUUUAUGGACUGUCUGUCAACCUGCUGUUCAGCGGUUUCAAGCUGCAAAAAGUAUUGCUGAAGCAAGAAAAGCACUUCUAAUGAAUAUACCUGGUCUUAUAUUCAUUGUUUUAUUAUGUGCAAUGGAUGGUUUGAUUAUAUACGCAGUUUACCAUGAGUGUAAUAUUGGAGUGAAUGGAAUAAAAGCUGUAAAGAACAAUGAUCAGGUGCUUCCUUAUUUCAUUAUACACAAGGCAAGUCAUUUAAAAGGUGUUGCUGGUUUGUUUACAUCAUGCUUAUUUAGUGGUGCAUUAAGCACAGCAUCUUCUGGAUUGAACUCAAUGGCUGCUGUUGCAUUAGAAGAUAUUGUAAAAAAGAUAAAACCUGGUAUCUCUGAACAUGUAUCGACAAUUGUUUCUAAAGUUAUUGCUUGCUGUUUGGGAGCUGUUGUUAUUGGAUUAGCAUUCUUGGUGUCAUUGUUUGGUUCCAUGGUUUUGCAGCUAGCAUAUAGUAUUUUUGGUAUUGUUGGAGGUCCUUAUUUAGGUUUAUUUUUUCUCGGAAUAAUGGUUCCAUUCUCUAAUGCAAAGGGAGCUUAUUGUGGUGCUUUGUUUGGUGUAUUUUCUACACUAUGGCUAGCCAUAGGUGCUUUGAUGUAUCCUCCAAACAAACGUGAAGCUGUAAUACAUGUCUAUAAGUGUUUUGGUUUUAACAGUACUAAUGCAACCAUGGAUUGGCAAAAAGGAAGCGGAGAGAUUAGACCUGUAUAUAAAACACCUAACAUUAAUUCGAUGCUUUCGUCAUGGUACUCUGUUUCUUAUCUUUGGUAUGCUGCAAUUGGCGUGAGUUUCACAGUGGUUACUGGGUCACUUUUUUCUUUAAUUUUUCAAUGUAUAUUGUCCGAAGAACAAAAAUUUGUUGAAGACAGUCUUUUAUUUAAUUAUGAAGAUUUUUUUCAAACAUUUAUUCCG
This is a messenger RNA of Hydra vulgaris (swiftwater hydra), 1841 nucleotides long. RefSeq names its product sodium-coupled monocarboxylate transporter 1. Gene Ontology annotation, cellular component: membrane. Gene Ontology annotation, molecular function: symporter activity. Lineage: Eukaryota; Metazoa; Cnidaria; Hydrozoa; Anthoathecata; Hydridae. The record is from RefSeq and is a predicted model, not a curated record. Gene Ontology annotation, biological process: transmembrane transport; sodium ion transport.